CCACGUACACCGAUGAUCGCUGCUGGGUGCUAGCUGACGGGCUAACCCUCAGUAGCACACUUUGGGCUUAAAGGGUCGGAAAAGAGGAGAGACCCAAACGCUGCCGCGAAAUGGCCGGACAACAGUUCCAGUACGACGACAGCGGCAACACCUUUUUCUAUUUUCUAACGUCCUUCGUGGGCCUUAUUGUGAUUCCGGCCACAUAUUACAUCUGGCCCCGGGAUCAGAAUGCAGAACAACUGCGGCUGAAGAGCCUGCGGAGGGUACACGGCAGAUGCCUGUGGUAUCGACUCAGGUUGAUGAAAUCACAGCAGAGCAUCAUCCCUACACUAAAAAAAGCUGCCUUGUUAUUUGGGUGGGUUGUGUUUCUGCUGCUAGCCUACAAAGUGUCAAAGCUGGACAGAGAGUACCAGGAGUACAAUCCUUAUGAAGUCCUCAGCUUGGACCCGGGUGCAUCUCUGUCUGAAAUAAAGAAGCAAUACCGUUUACUGUCACUCAAAUUCCACCCUGACAAAGGUGGUGAUGAGGCUACUUUUAUGAGAAUUGCCAAAGCUUAUGCCGCUCUGACGAAUGAGCAAUCACGGCAGAACUGGGAGAUGUAUGGCAACCCAGAUGGUCCAGGGGCAACCAGUUUUGGUAUUGCCCUGCCUGCCUGGAUCGUGGACCAGAAGAACUCUAUGCUGGUCCUGUUGGUAUAUGGACUAGCCUUCAUGGUCAUCCUUCCUGUUGUCGUGGGCACGUGGUGGUAUCGCUCCAUCCGCUACAGUGGAGAUCAGAUCCUCAUCAACACAACACAGCUCUUCAUGCAUUUUAUGUACAAGACGCCAAACAUGAACAUGAAGCGGCUGGUCAUGGUGUUGACAGCAGCUUUUGAGUUUGAUCCUCGCAGCAAUAAAGAAGCCACCAUACGACCCACAGACAACAUUGAAGUGCCACAGUUGAUUCGUGAAUUGGGAAAUAUAAAUGUCAAGAAGAAGGAACCUCCUUUCUGUUACCCUUACAGUUUGAAAGCCAGGGUUCUCGUGCUUUCUCACUUGGCACGCAUGGACGUCUCCGAAGAACUGGAGGAAGACCAGAGGUUUGUGGUGAAGAAGACUCCAGCUCUGCUCCAGGAGAUGAUUAAUGUGGGCUGUCAGCUAACCAUGAUGGCAAACAGCAGAGGAGGUUUCCACGCACCUCGCCUAGUGACCAUAGAGAAUUGUAUGAAGCUGACCCAGAUGAUAGUUCAGGGCCUGCAGGAGUCAAAGUCUCCGCUGCUGCAGCUACCCCACUUUGAGGAGGAGCACCUCCGCUACUGCAUAUCCAAGAAGUAUAAAGUUCGGACACUCCAGGACCUUGUGAGUCUCAAGGACUCAGACAGGCGGAAUAUGCUGCGUUUCUUGGGAGAGGAAAAGUAUGAUGAGGUUCUGGCCGUUUUGGGCAGCUUUCCUCACCUCACCAUGGACACCAAACUACAGGUCCUUGAUGAUGAAGACAGCCAUAACAUCACAGCAGGCUCCAUCGUCACGGUGACAGUCACCUUAACCAGAAAAUGGAUGGCGGUAAGAAGUGAUCGGCUUAUUAGAACGACGACUUCACAGCAAGAGAUGUUUGAAAAAGAGCAGGAGUCGACGUCACCGUGUCCAGGGGAGGAGACAGCCAGCCCAGAGGAAGGACAAGGAGACACGAGCAAAGCCAAAACAAAGGUGUGGCAGAACAAAAAUAAAGGAGCUAAAAAGACAGCCAAGUCCAAGAAGAAAAAAUUAACUAAAAAGAAGGUGAAUCCUGCGCCUGUCAAGACAAAACAGGCCAAUGGCAAUGUGGCUGGAAAUGAAGUUGUAGCAGCAACAUCAUCAGUAGUAAAAGAAGAAGAGGACGAAGCCUCAGAUAAAGGCAGCGAGUCAGACGAGUGCGAGGCCGCCAAGGACUCGCCCAGCGAGAGAGAUGAAGACAGCGACAAACAAAGUGACACAGAGGUGGACGAGAUGGGCGGCGACGAUGAAGAGGAGUGGGAGGCGCUGCAGCAGAGCAUCCAGCGGCGGGAACGGGCCCUGCUAGAGACAAAGUCCAAAGUGACCCACCCCGUCUACAGCCUCUACUUCCCAGAGGAGAAGCAGGAGUGGUGGUGGCUCUACAUCGCAGACCGCCGAGAUCAGACCCUCGUGUCCAUGCCCUACCAUGUGUGCACGCUAAAAGACACAGAAGAGGUGGAGUUGAAGUUUCCAGCCCCCUCAAAAACAGGCAACUACCAAUAUUCUGUCAUCCUCCGGUCCGAUUCCUACCUGGGACUGGAUCAGAUCAAACCACUGAAGCUGGAGGUUCAUGAAGCGAAGGCCAUCAUGGACAACCACCCACAGUGGGACAUCCCCGACACGGAGGAGGAGGACGAGGAGCAGGAGGACAGCGACGGCAUCGAGGAGAGCGAGGAUGAUGACGAGGACGACUGAAUGCGUGCACUCGCGCGAUCGGAUCCACACGGAUGCCACUGACCCACAAUGGCACUCGAGCGGUGAACGAGGAGCAACAAAGGCGUGCCUGCCACACACAAUCACAGCGGAUGAUUUCGAUACACAAAGGCCCCCCUCCCCCACUUUAUAAUCUGGACUGUAACCCCGCCCCUUUGUUUCCUUUUUCUACAGACUAAUUCAGUCACUUCCUGUUGCUGACAGAAGAGGAUUCUGUGAAUGCAUACCCAGGCCAGUGUGUCUGACUCAUGAGACAGUGUGUCUGCACUCCAAGAUACGCGUGUGUUGUAUGUUUAUAACCUCGUGUGUGUGUGAGUGACACACUGUGGACUGGAGGACCUAUUAUAAUACUGGCUUUUUUGUUUGUUUUAAAGGGCAGAAGGGUGUAAUAAGAACAAUUUCCAUUCUCCAAAUCACAACACACGUGCUCCUGGUUGAACUGUCAUGAAAUUAUUCUUGCACAUAACGGUAAAGUCACUCUGCACCAAUGUUUUUUUCAGACCAAUGAUGCUUUCUGUUGUACACUUUUCUGUAGAGGUGUCAAAUAUUGGACACUUCUGCCUGUGGGGCACAGCUGAGGUUGGUCACCCCCCCCCCCCCCCCCAAAAAAAAACUAACAUCAGCUGGACUGUUGAACUUGUAGGAGAUGCCAGAGAGUGCCAUCUUCCAUUUUCUGAAGCCUGAUCCACAUUUUGAAGAAAAAAAUGAAUAAAGGCUGGAAUGGAGGUGGAUGUUAAAAAUCAUUGAUCCUCUACAUGUGCUGGGGACAAGGGCAGAUCUAGGCAGUGAUUACGUAUGGUUGUAUUUAGAAUAUUGUCCAUAUUCAACGUGAGAAGUAUACAUACAUUUAUUUCUUACCUUUUUUACAAUUGUGGCACAUUCCAAUAGAAGCCGAUUGUCCAAAAUGGCAUUAAAAAUACAACAUACACUUUCUUGGGAGAGAAACACUUUAUUCUUUGGGGGUAAACAUAAAACCUGUGUUUUUUCUUUCAGUCGAUCUCUUAGCAAGCCGGAGCUCCUCAAUCUGUGUGCGACUGAAUCACUGCUCACGCUGCAACAAAGCCCAUUUUCAAAAAAAAAAAAAAAAUUACUUUGAGGAUGUAAAUGGGUCUUUGGCUGCUGAGUCAAGCUCAACAAUCUCCGAAAUCAACCAACUGAGACCUUACAAAUCUUGGAAAAAAAAAAAAAUCUUGAUUACACUUUUUUUUUUCUUUUUUUGGCAUACAAAAUGUCUGGCUAUAACUUUGGAUAGCUUAGGUUCAUUCUGUUACUCGUACAAACUUACAUUACCCACUUGUCAUUGUGUUCACCUUUGAGUAUUUAUUGCUCUACAAUAGAAUGUAGCAUCUGUGAUUUAAGCAGUGGGUGUGAGUCCAUGUGUGUGUUGUUUUUGGGGGUGGGUGGUGGAACUGCAUAUAACGCUAUGGCUCCCAAGACUGACCUCGUCCAGGCGCAACUGGCUGCCCGGCCACUUCAGUAUGGACAGACUACCCAGUGACUGCCACUUUUGUUUACAAAGGAACUGUCAUAAAUUGAAAAAAAAUAUAUAUUGUUUGUAUUUAAGUCAUUUCAAAUAAAAA
Messenger RNA from Thalassophryne amazonica, 4024 nucleotides. It is a transcript of the gene sec63, whose product is annotated as SEC63 homolog, protein translocation regulator. Gene Ontology annotation, biological process: SRP-dependent cotranslational protein targeting to membrane; post-translational protein targeting to endoplasmic reticulum membrane. Lineage: Eukaryota; Metazoa; Chordata; Actinopteri; Batrachoidiformes; Batrachoididae. Gene Ontology annotation, cellular component: Sec62/Sec63 complex. Bases 111 to 2426 code for a protein of 771 amino acids. Gene Ontology annotation, molecular function: RNA binding; transmembrane protein transporter activity. The record is from RefSeq and is a predicted model, not a curated record. The transcript is spliced from 20 exons.